AUGCUCUGGCGAAUGAGCGGCUCAUUUGGCCGAGCCGCUCAAGUGGAGACGCCUGAGCACGCUCGGCCCGAGCAAAUCCGAGCGCGCUCAGGGCGAGCUCUGUCGGUUUAUGUCCGUGCUCAAAGGCGGCUAAAGGCGCUCAGUAUUCGCUCGGCGCUCAGUGUGGACGGUCAAGAUCAAGCGUAUGUGUCAAAAUGGUUUGCAUUUGAUGGGAUAAAAUUUUUAAUGGAUAAAAGUGAACCAAAUGAAACUCGAGAUAGUUCCAAUGACAACCGAACCAAAGACGUUUUGGAUGUUGAAAAUGCUGAUAAUCAAGGCAUUAAUGACAAUGAAGCAAGCAGUGAAAUGCGCCCUCCAAAUCAAAAAAGUGCUAAGAAAAAGAAAACAGCGGACAAUGAUGACCCGUACACAAGUUAUGGAUUGCAUAUUGCCAAUGAACUAAAAAAAUACGAUAAAGGUACCUUGGCCUGUGCCAAACAUGCCAUUAAUAAUAUAAUAUUCCAUGCAGAUAUGGGAAAUUAUUCACCAAAUGUCUAUUGUCCACGUGAAUAUUACAAUGAGCCACAACAAUAUGGUUAUGCUAUUAUUAAACUAAAAGAGACGGGUUUUAGCAACAGCCAUAUGAAAAAAACUAUGGAAUUUCACGACUUCUCUAAAGCUAAAGAGGUUGCAAUUCAUGAGAAUUGGACAGAAAGGUUACCAACAUAUGCAGAAGAAGUCUAUGAGGGAUCUAAAGAAGAACUACAAGAGCCUUGUGAACUUGCAUUAAAACUAAACCUCAUCCUGAGGACCCAUGGGCAUUAUUAG
Messenger RNA from Arctia plantaginis, 807 nucleotides. The record is from the annotation of a GenBank genome assembly. NCBI's taxonomy places the organism in Eukaryota, Metazoa, Arthropoda, Insecta, Lepidoptera, Erebidae.